AUGCAUCACACUUUGAGAUGCGCACUUCAAACAAGCAAGUAUCUACAUCACGUUGUAAAUGGGCAGUGGGUGACAUCUCAUUAUCUCAAGUGUCCGAGGGAUAAAGAUAUUCGAUGGAGUAAGAUUGAUAUGACUCGAGAAGUAGAAAACUACGACAUUGUAAUUGUAGGUGGCGGACCUGCCGGUUUGUCUGCAGCAAUUAGAUUCAAACAGCUAGCCAAGCAAGCAAAUAAUGAUAUACGUGUUUGCGUAGUGGAGAAAGGAGCAGAAAUUGGCGCGCACACAUUGUCAGGUGCAGUAAUUGAUGUUCGACCUUUAAAUGAACUUUUUCCAAAUUGGAAAGAAAUGGGUGCGCCUGUUUAUCAGAAAAUUACUUCCGAGUCUAUGGCAUUUUUAACUAAAAAAGGACGAUACAAUAUACCUCUCAUGAAAGGAAAUCCACUUAGUAACAGACAGAAUUACAUCGUGAGGUUAGGUCAUUUAGUAAAGUGGCUGGGCGAAAAGGCAGAAGAAUUAGGAGUAGAAAUUUAUCCAGGAACAGGAGCCCAGGAAAUACUAUUCCAUGAAGACGAAAGUGUUAAAGGUAUAGCAACGGCUGACGUUGGAAUAGCGAAGGAUGGUGCACCGAAGGAAAAUUUUGAGCGAGGAAUGGAGUUGCACGCUAAAUGUACAAUAUUUGCUGAAGGUUGCCGUGGUCAUCUUACCAAUUUUAUUAUGCAAAAGCGUAGUCCGAUGACUUUUGGUCUUGGAUUCAAAGAACUGUGGUUAAUUGACAAGUCAAAACAUAGACCCGGAUACAUAGAACAUACUAUCGGAUAUCCACUUAACUAUCGAAGGCAUGGUGGUUCGUUUAUGUAUCACAUUGAAGAUAAAGGAGACUCACUUGUAUCUCUUGGUUUUGUAAUAAAUUUGAACUAUAAAAAUCCGUACAUAAAUUUAUAUGAGGAGUUCCAGUUAUAUAAAUCACAUCCAUCCAUCCGACAUUACCUUGAAGGAGGAGAAAGGAUUGCAUAUGGUGCUCGAGCCGUCAAUGAAGGUGGAUAUCAAACUAUACCUCAGCUAACUGUUCCUGGUGCGUGUUUGAUAGGUUGUGCAGGAGGACUGUUGAAUCCAGCAAGUAUGAAAGGUGUUCAUAACGCAAUGAAGAGUGGUAUGGUAGCAGCAGAAGCAAUAUUUGAAGAUUUAGGCCCACAAACACGGAUAAUUCCGGAAGAAUACGAAUCAAAAUUGUAUGAAACAUAUGUAAUCAAAGAAAUGCAGCAAAUGCGCAACAUUCGUCCAUCAUUU
Thelazia callipaeda (thelaziosis nematode) is the source of this 1287-nucleotide messenger RNA. NCBI's taxonomy places the organism in Eukaryota, Metazoa, Nematoda, Chromadorea, Rhabditida, Thelaziidae. The record is from the annotation of a GenBank genome assembly.